Messenger RNA from Cryptomeria japonica (Japanese cedar), 759 nucleotides. Its product is annotated as cytochrome P450 750A1-like. The record is from RefSeq and is a predicted model, not a curated record. NCBI's taxonomy places the organism in Eukaryota, Viridiplantae, Streptophyta, Pinopsida, Cupressales, Cupressaceae. The transcript has 3 exons. The coding region runs from base 1 to 759 and encodes 252 amino acids. Gene Ontology annotation, molecular function: oxidoreductase activity, acting on paired donors, with incorporation or reduction of molecular oxygen; monooxygenase activity; heme binding.
AUGCUCACUGGGACAAGAUUUUCUAACGAUGAUGUGGGUGGGAGUGGUGGUGAGCUCAGAGAUAUGGUGAGGGAGGUUACCAGCACUAUUGCUGAUGGUAACAUUGGGGACGUUUUACCUUACAUAGAUUGGAUGGACCUGCGAGGUAUCAAAAAAUGGAUAAAGAAGGCACACAAUUUUUUUAACAGGAUUGCUAAGAGAAUUAUUGAUGAACAUGUUAAUCAGAGGAGAAGGGCUUUGGAUGAGAACAGGGAGUGGACUAAGGAUAUAGUUGAUAUGCUACUUGAUGUUGCAGAAUCACAGACAUUGGAGAUCGAUAUCACAAGAGAAAAUGUCAAAGCAAUUAUCUCUGUCACUUUCAUUACUCUCUGUUGCUCAGAUCUGUUCAUUGGUGAAAUGGAGACAAUGACUACUACCAUGGAAUGGGCAAUGACUGCACUCAUCAGACACCCCUGGGUAGCCAUGAAACUGCAGGAAGAUAUUUAUUUUAUAGUAGGGAAAGACCGCAUAGUAACUGAAUCUGAUCUACCCAACAUGGACUACCUGCAAUGUGUUCUUAAAGAGUCCUUGCGACUAUACCUUCCAGGGCCAUUAGACCCAACUGUGCGGGAAGAUCCCGAGGAAUUCAAGCCUGAAAGAUUCAUGGGCAAUAAGACUUUUGAUUACCAAGGGCAGGAGUUUGAUAUGCUGCCUUUUGGGGCUGGUAGGAGAAGAUGCCCUAGUGGGCAUAUGGCCAUGGAGCAGAUGUACAGCGUCUAA